AGAAACACUUCCUCUCUUGAAUUUCCUCCUAAGCAAAAGAAACUCAUUUUUCUCCCAUCUUCUCUUCUGCUUUAUCUUAAAAUUGCCCGUCUCUCGUAUAUGACCUCAGCAAAAUAAGCCUCUUUCUUUCUCAUUCUGUCGAAGGAAAAAGCUCCCUUUGGCCUUUUUUCUCUCUUAGGCACUCAUCAAACACCUAAGAAACUGUUGCUUUUCUUUCCUUUUCUCUUCUCUCACCAUGACAGAAAGAGUUUACCCUUCUUCGAAACCUCCCAUUAAUGGCAACGCUACCACCACCAACCCCUCUUUUCCGGCCACCAAAGCUCAGCUCUAUGGAGCCAGCCGUCCUGCCUACCUUCCUCAACCCCAACGUAAACGCAGCCGUCGGAGUUGCUGCUGUGUUUGUUUUUUCUGGGUAUUCUUUAUCAUAUUUGUAAUCCUCCUUCUUGCUGCCAUAGCUGGUGCCAUCAUCUAUGUUAUCUACCGUCCCCACCGGCCCACCUUCUCCGUCUCCGGCUUCAAAAUCUCCUCUCUCAACCUCACUUCAUCUUCCCAUCUCACCACUAAUAUCAACAUGAACAUCACUGCACGAAACCCCAACAAGAAGCUCGUCUACAUCUACAACCCUGUCACCAUCGUUGUAACCACAGACAAAGAUGAUAUUCUUAUAGGAAAUGGCUUGUUACCCUCUUUUGUGCAUGGCACCAAGAACACGACCUUGCUGAAAGCUACCAUCACAAGCAGUGGUCAACAGCUAGACGAUGCCUCUUCUAGCCGAUUAAAGACAGAUUUGAAGAGCAAAAAUGGCUUGGAUUUGAAGAUAGAGCUGGAAACUAAGGUGAAACUGAAGAUGGGAGGAUUAAAAACACCAAAAAUCAGGAUUAGAGUAGCCUGUGAUGGGAUUAAAGCUACUGUUCCUAGUGGGAAAACGGCAACUACUGCUUCAGUUUCUAAAGCCAAAUGCAAAGUUGAUUUGAGGAUCAAAAUCUGGAAAUGGACUUUCUGAGUUGAAUUCAUCAGUGUUUAAUUUAGAAAGAAAAAGGCGUGAUAUUUGUUUUCUUUUUUCAAUUAAUUUUCAUAUAUGUUUUUUCUUUUGCAUUUUUUUUUAAAAAUUUUUUCGCAAGUAUAUGUAUAAUGUUUCUCUUCUUUUA
Messenger RNA from Manihot esculenta (cassava), 1148 nucleotides. Its product is annotated as NDR1/HIN1-like protein 13. NCBI's taxonomy places the organism in Eukaryota, Viridiplantae, Streptophyta, Magnoliopsida, Malpighiales, Euphorbiaceae. The record is from RefSeq and is a predicted model, not a curated record. The coding region runs from base 236 to 1003 and encodes 255 amino acids. The transcript has a single exon. Gene Ontology annotation, cellular component: plasma membrane.